Molecule: messenger RNA, 8255 nt
Organism: Ornithodoros turicata
Lineage: Eukaryota; Metazoa; Arthropoda; Arachnida; Ixodida; Argasidae
Gene: RSG7
Product: regulator of G-protein signaling 7-like
Exons: 14
Coding region: 443-1864 (473 amino acids)
Biological process (GO): positive regulation of GTPase activity; G protein-coupled receptor signaling pathway; intracellular signal transduction
Cellular component (GO): cytoplasm; neuron projection
Molecular function (GO): GTPase activator activity
Source: RefSeq, a predicted model, not a curated record
UACGGAGAGGCUUAGCAAUGUCGCCGUUACUUGGCGGCAACCGUGCUUGCCCGCGGCCGUUUCCCGAUCACUGGGUAGAAACCCCACGGCGGCGGGCUUCAUUUCGUCGACGGUGGUGCGCCAGCGAAUGUUUGACCUGCCGGAGCAACGUCGGUUAGGCCUAAACCCGGGCCGUGAUCGCUCGCGGGUGAAACUCCGUUAGGGUUAGCGAGUGCUUCCUGUCAAAAAAGUGUCUACGCGAGUGAGCGCUUGCUUCUUCCGUUGAGUGCGUGUGUUGUGGUGCAGCUUGUGCGGGGUGGCCAAGCAGCAGCAGUUGGUUCCCGUGCGCUGGGGAGUGCGUGUUGUGUGUGUGUGUUUGUCCUGCCAUGGUGGCGGUGUUGUCCGAUCGACGGCCCCGGAUCUAAACUUCGGCUCGACCGUGGCACCCCGCGAGAAACACAGCAUGGCGUACCGUCGCAAGACGGAUACAGGGAACAGUCAGAGCGGUGGAGGAAGUGCCGCAGAGGAGAAUCCCAACCAGAUCGUGUGUCGGAAGAUGGAGCACAUCGUGGAGCGCAUGCAGGAUGAACAGGCCGGCGUGCCCGUGCGUACGGUCAAGAGCUUCAUGUCUAAGAUACCGAGCGUGUUCACGGGUGCCGACCUCAUCACGUGGAUGAUGAAGAACCUGGACGUGGAGGAUCAGACGGAGGCUCUUCACCUGUCCCAUCUGAUGGCGUCGCACGGAUACUUCUUCCCUAUCGAUGACCACAUGCUCACUGUCAAGGCGGAUGGGACCUUCUACAGGUUCCAGACUCCUUACUUCUGGCCUUCAAACUGCUGGGAACCUGAGAAUACUGACUACGCUGUGUACCUGUGUAAACGAACAAUGCAGAACAAAACGCGACUGGAACUCGCGGACUACGAGGCAGAAAACCUGGCUCGCCUCCAGAAGAUGUUCUCUCGCAAAUGGGAAUUCAUUUUCAUGCAGGCGGAGGCGCAAGCUAAGGUUGAUAAAAAGAGAGAUAAACUAGAGAGAAAGGUUCUAGACAGUCAAGAACGGGCGUUCUGGGAUGUACAUAGGCCAGUGCCUGGCUGUGUAAAUACGACAGAAAUUGAUAUCAAGAAAGCUUGCCGUAUGAACAAACCAAUCAAAAGUGCAAAGCACAUGCAGUGCGCAGUACCUGGUGGACGAAUUAGUCCUAGCGUCUCCGAAGGCGAUCUCAGUGCUCCUCCUGAGCCAUUAAAACAGGAGAUUGAAACUCUGAAAAGUCGGCUAGACAGACGGAAUGUCAAAAUCUCCAAAGUGGCAGAAUCAUUUAUCAACUACUUUGAGCAGUAUCAGGAGUACGACCCAUUCUUGUGUACACCCGAACCCUCCAAUCCCUGGAUAUCUGACAGCACAGACUUCUGGGAAAUGGAGAAACAGACGAAGGACAUUCCAGCGCGUCGAGUGCGUCGGUGGGCGUUCUCGCUAAAGGAGCUCUUCCGCGACCCAGCGGGGCGAGAGCAAUUCUUCCACUUCUUAGAAAAGGAGUUCAGCGCUGAGAAUCUCAAAUUCUGGGACGCAGUUCAGGAGCUGAAGCAAGUGCAUUCUAAAGACGUUCCGAUCAAAGUACAAGAAAUAUGGAACGAGUACUUAGCGCAGGAUGCUAACUGCCCCAUCAACAUCGACUCGAGGAGUUAUGAAAUCACCAAACGCAACAUGGAGUGCCCCGACCGGUGGACUUUCGAAGAGGCAGCCGCACAUCUAUAUCUUCUAAUGAAGAAUGAUAGCUAUCCGCGGUAUCUACGUUCUAAUAUGUAUAAGGAGUACCUAAAUGGAACAAAAAAGAAGCAAAGUCGAUUGUUCAUCCCGAAACUGCCCAGCCUUAGCAUAGGAUCCUAAAGGGUGACGUCGAUGAUGAUGAUGAUGAUGAUGAUGAUGAUGCGGCCGCCGUGGUUGGCACGGUGCGCUCACGUGCUGCAGACGGACAACAACCCGCCGGGGUUCCCUCCUCCGAAACCUGACCUCCUCCCCUCUUACACCUUCUAGAAACAAAGAAGAAAAGUGACCACUGUACUUCGUAGUCCCCCCAACAGCAUCAACGACGAAGCAUAGUGGACUCUACCCCGGUGACAUCUUUUUCUUCCCCUUGCUCCAGUGACCUGUUCUAUGAAAAAGAAAAAUUGUCAUUGUACAUAAAAAAUAGGAGAGUGUACUACUACUACUACUACUACUACUGCUACUACUACUACUACUACUUUCUCCCUGUUAUAGCUACCGUGCUUUGCCAAAUUGCACGAAUCUCGGACGAGUAUCGCCGAUCACUAUGUGUACCUUUAGAGGGGAAGCAGAACGUAGUAGAAGGAGGAAAGCUAGCUGGUGUAAAAGUGAAGAGGGUGACGUCUGCUUGUGUCCGAGGAGAAAUGGGAAGACGGAAAGAAAUGGACAAUAUGGACAUCUGUACUUAAACGAGGCCUGCUCGAUCUCCCCUUCGCAGACCACCUUCUCUUUGCAGAAACGAAACUACCACAUGGUAUCUCACCUCACUUACACACACGCACAACAUUGCACACUGCUUACAUGGAAUUGCACCAUAUAUAUAUAUAUUUCUUUUUUUCUGGGCAUUGUCGCGAUGCCAAAGUAAAACAAAAAUAAUGUAAUCUCCACCCAAUGCAUUUAAUCGUCAUAUUUAAACCAGCCAAUGCAGCCGUCUCCUCUGCGUUCAUGCCAUGACCUCCGGGUAUAGCGUCGUAUGACGCUGAAACUGCACCGUAUGUUAGAGGCCACCUAAAACAAAAUCCAACAGAUGAUGUUAUUAUUUGGCUUGAGUAGGCUGGCCAAAUGCAUGGUGUGUAAAUUACAUAAUUCUUUCGUUUUAUUUUUGUAUCGCAAGAAUGGUGGGCAAACAUUGUAGUCAAACCGCAGUGCAGACAAUGUCAGUAUGCAAAGUUCGAGUCAGGCAAGUCAUCGCCCAGCAUUUCAUCAGUACGAUCACGUGUGUGGCAUGAGAGAGCAGAGUGCACAAGGCCUGCUCAAUGCUUAUCAUUAGUCGUCCCACAAAUCUAAGUCGCCCUUUGAGGCACAAGGCCAACGGAAGUGAGCCGUCUUCACCUGUAUCUGUGCAGCCUCUUGUAAUCUCUGUAGCAGACGACACCCAGACUUUAUACAAUGGCACCAAGCUAAACCAACGCCAGCUAGAUAGAGAAAGCCUGCUUACUCGACGACGUGACGUAACAACUAAGAGUCAGCCAAUCAGAAUCGUGUUUUCAACGGCGGUAGCCAAUCAUGAACGUGCUUUGGUCGUAGCCAUGGAGACGAACCACCGUCGUCUGCGAGUAGUGAUUGAACGUCCUCGCGUACUAACUCGGAAAUCUUUAAAUAUCGCUCAAAAGGGUCCCAUAUCUUUCUCAAGAUUGAUUUUCUGGAAAGCGUGUUGCACUUUUUGUCUGCGGAUUCAGGUCUACAGGUUCCGAGUUAUCUGCAGUCAUUAGCGAGUUCAUGAAUUCGCAGAACAGCGAGUAGCAGAGGAACAGUAGCAGACGAAUUCCGACUUUAUAUGUCCACGUAGAGAAGGGUGGAGAGGAGGCAAUAAGCAGGCCUUCUGUAUCUAUGUGGCGUUGGCUAAACAGGGCCUGCACCCUCUCCCUUCUACGUUACGUGAUAACAUAUAUAGUGUCCAGGUGUCGUCUGUUGUUGCCGAAUCACUCUCCAAUGAAAAUUCAGUACCUCGCACAGACGAUUUCAGAAAAAAAGACGAUUGACGGAACACUAGGGAUGCGUCGCGUUGAGCAGCGAGCAGGUGGCCCAUAUUGGUACGGACCGUUUUAUUAUUCCUUUGUCUUUCCCGCUUCUCCUCGGAAUCGAGACAGUACUACCCUCUUCAUGAAGCCGACGACAUUUACCUAUAGUGAGAAACCUGAGGGCGUAUUUUCGUCGUUAACGGAGUCUUGGCACUAUAGUGUUAUACGGCUGCUGACCUUGCUUUUGGCGGAGAGGUGGGCUUGUGUCAUAAGAAUUUUUUUCGUUGUGGUCCCGCCCGCUGUGCACGUCACCAGCGAAGACUGCCACGUAGACAAGAUAACACGGAGCAGGAAUCAAGAAAAGACAUCUCUACCGUGCUACAGUUUCACAUGUCUAUCAGAUAUAAGCCUUCUUCCACCAGCACGUUCCGUAUAGGUGGGAGCAGUCACGUGACACAGACACAACUCCCCAGUGGGAAGAAACAGACAUCACGACCUGACACGACGACGAAAAUGUGGCCUCGGGGACCUAUCUUAAAAAAAAAAAAAAAAUACGAGCGAGUGAAUAAGAUGUGCGUGUUCCCUCGAGACAUUUUUUGUAGGGUGUACCUUUGUUGAUGGAAAGGAUGAAGACAUGGUACCUUUUUUUUUAACAACAAUUUUUCAGUUAGAGGUGGUUUACAAACUGUCUCUCUUCGGCUUACGUUCCUUCAGUUGACUCUGCGAAGAGCACUUGGAAUUGCGAGACUAUUGGGAAACUACAACUAGGACUAUAGGACUAUAAGUAACCACAUGUUACUGGAGCAAUUAUGUCGAGGAAGUUUACAGUACAGUGACUUGUUUUACAGAGUCAUUGAGCUUGAUUUUGAGGCUUUUCAUCCUAGAUAGUUUAGUUAGUCAAAGUACCGUUUCCACUACUUUCCAUUGCCUUCGUGAGUACCGAUACUUAGUCGAUGUGAUAGCGGCGUGUUUACAGAGCCUCGCUGAAAGACAUAGUACCUUCUAGCUUUGUAACGAGAAACUUCUAUAGCGGUGACUUUGAACGUGUGUAAAAGUCGGAAGAAUUUAAGUCAGUGCUUAGCGUGACAGCGAGCAAUUUCUUUUUGUGAAGUUGUAACUUGAAAAGAGUUGGUCUGUGAGCUAUACGCAGCUCUGUUGAACAGUUUCAUUUCUUAGAUGUGUCCAAUCCGUUGUGGCUAAGGAUGCAAUUUGAAUGUGAAAAUAUUUUGAUACAUUUGUUGUAUGUUCACUGGUGCUUAAGCAGGGCACUCUGUCAAGACCAUGAUUUGAGUCACGUGACAUUUUUGUUGUUGCAGAGAUGUCUGCUAUGUUUGUUGCAUUUGUCGAGGUGUGCGCUUGUUAACAGGUCUGAGGCGGUGAUGGCAGGAUGGUGAGGAAAGAAGAGAGAGAGAAUUUUACUAUUGGCAUCAAAGCUGCAAGCAUUGUGGGAUUCUGAGAUUAGUUCAGGUAUAGUGUGCAGGAACUCUACUACUAAUGAUCUGAGACUAAACACCUAGAACAAAUCUAUGAUCAUGUAUCUAGUGUGAGAACUGACACGUAGUAGAAGAACAGUGUAUUCGAUUUAGUGUCUAGGAACCGGUACCUAUCGCGAGGACACAGUGCUUGAACUUACACUUGAGCAGAUACGUAGUAUACCAGGACACUGUCUGACAAUUGGUACAAAGAAAACGGGUGCAUAGGUGCACUGGAAAACUGAUACCAGGUCACUGUACUGAACUCACAGAGCCGCUUAUGGGACCCAGUACAAGAACUGGACAGCUAGUACCAGGAUUGUAGCAUAGCUAUAAUGCUUGAGAACAGACACCUGGUACCAAAACGCUGUCCUGGAACUGGUGCUUGAGAUGCAACACCUGGUACAAGAGCAGUGUACCGGACCUAGUACCAGGACUGACACCUCUGUACCAGGGUGCUGUACCAUAACUAUAGUGCCUAGUGCUCACCUAGUUCGAGAAACUGGGUAUACUGAAAAGUGGCACACAAAUCCUGCACGUACACUAAACCAAAAGUAAGGCACGAUACUGAUAACCACCAGUAUAUGUUCAUAUCUGGCAUAUCUUUAGUAAAAACGAGCAAUAUUUUGCAGCGUAACAUUUCGUUUGGAUCAUCGUAGACAAGGGGCUGGCAACAUUGCACUUGUAGUUGCUUCGCGGCGCUAACACGGAAUUAAAAAAAAACAAAAAAAACAAAAAAACAUUGCACUUGUAAACCCUGUUCCCUCCUGCCCCCUGUUCUGUCAUCACCGGUUCAAAAAUGCAGAGGGUAAUAUAUUGUGCAGUGCAGCAUUGUUUUGUUUGCUGUACUGUUGCUGUUGUUGCAUGUUCACGGUUCAUGUUCAUUCCAUUUCAUUCUUUUUUUUUUCUCGUGCAACAUAACAUUGGCUGUAUGCAGUGCCGCUGUCUAUGGGGGGCAAUUGCCCCCCUUGCCUCCCAAGCCCACUUGAAUGGGCACCAAAGGGACAAAAAUAGACGGCGGCACUGACUGUGUGACCAUGUUGGACCACUUUCAAAGCUCAUUUGAACUUUUUUUUUACUUAGAAAUAUUUAUAUUUGUCCCAGCUAAUCAGAUUUUCGCAUCUGCUUUUCCACAAAAGAUGUUUUUCAAUGUAUUUCGGGAAGCAUGUAAUUCAGACAACCCAUGGUUAGUACAGAGGUGAAAAUUUGUAUAGUCGCAUAAUGCUUAUCUGAAUUAUUGUAUCUCAAGGCAACAUUAACAGCAGUCAUGCCUGUGAUUGUUGUGACAUGAUGGAUCUUUUGCGGAAUAGAUUAAGAUAAGCAUGAGCAGCAUCGAAACAUCAAUAAGUGUGAGGCACCCAAUAUUUAGCUCUGCAUCUCUGCAUAAAAACAGGGAAAAAAAUUACGAAGACAAUCGGCAGAAAAUGCCAAAAAGGGCCUGUUUAUGCUAGUUUUUGCAGAACGGAAAUAAUUUUUCGUAAGCAACAUGCUUUUUUUUAAUACCAAGAUCAAGUGUAACAAAAGUGUACUACUAAAGAGUGUACAAUGACCUUAUUUGUAGUACUAAAUGUACAGGUAAGACAUAAAAGUCUCCUUAUGCUUGUGGGGCCGUAGCAUUCCAUGAUUACAGCGUCGCAUUCCAUGAUUGAUUGAUUUCAUUGAUUGAUUGAUUUUCUUUGAAUGGGACUCUUGUAAAUAUUUUGUACAGUGUAGAGCUGCUUGUUUGUACAUCACAGAAAGUUCGAUACAUUGCAGUGUGACGCUUUUCUUUUUGGUUUCUGCUACAUUAACGAAAUCCAAUGCCAAAGUUGUUUAGAUGCAUGUUGAGGGAAGGCUACGCAGCAUUAAUUUUUGUUCAAAGGUGACGUCACUUCUCAAUAAAUUAAAAUGAAUAGCAUCAAGUAGGUUCGCAGUUUCUUCUGAAUUGCAUAGGCGAAGAAGAACGAAUGCAUCCAUACUGCUGUAGACAGUGACAGGCAAUCAUGCGUCAAAAUUUGUUUUAGGUAUAGCUGCAUAAUAAAAACUAUUUUGAAAUUAAAUUGAGUCCCUGUCAGUAUAAGAAAUAUUAUAGCUAAUGAGACACAUUAAUUAUUUCGUAGCACGUUUCGCUAAUGUGUUAUUUCGGAACAAGGUACUGCAGCGAGUUAAAAAGUGACAGGUGUGGUAGAGAGUUUUCUAAAUGCACAUAAAAAUCAUCUAUUCUAAAAGUAGCACACUAUUUUGUUGCUACUGGACCGUGUUGAAGGAUAGAGUCUGGAAACAAAAAUGGCAACGCAAUACUCUCAUGUGAAACACUUUCUGGUACCCUAUGGCUGACUUGCAAGUUCAGAUAGACGACAGUGUAAUUUCGAAGGUCACUGCUUUUAGAAAUUACGAGCCACACAGAAGUAUGUUUCUUGGAAUGUCUUUUGUUGUUAUUGGUUAUGAAAGUGUCACACUAGCUUAAAGGAGCAAUGAAAUGACAGCAUUGCUUGAAACCCUGCUUCACCCAUCAAGCAAUCUGUCAGGGGCCACCGUGCAAAACACAUUUGCUAAAUGGCAUCUCAUUGCUGCACAAUUUAGUUUACAAAAACACCCUCAAAAACCAUCCGUGAUGGUUAGAGGCCCAGCUCGAUCUCAUGAUGUGGUGUAAUCAGAUCAGUGUGAUAGAUAAGGUCAGCGUAACGAGCAGCUGCGAGGUCCCAUUUCCCAACAUCGUCUACUGGCUCUCUGAAGUUGCUGAAGGGUUUCUACAGGCUGUGCAGAUCACGCGCAUUAGAGGUCAGCUACGAUCAUCAUUCUUGAACAAGAGCGCACGUUAUUUGUUGCACAAUCCGCUGCAGCCAAAACAUGUAUGGAGGGGACACUCACUGCUCCUUUAAUACUACGUACGUUACAUAAAUACAUAUAUAUGUACAUAAAAUCAUAUAUGCACACUUCCAGAUAGAGUUUCCAGGCCUUAGAAGGGAAUAUGUGCGUGUAUAUUCUCGAAGAGAAAAUGUUUGUAAACUGCCUUUAACAGAGAUGUGUUCUCUAUUUCACAUGAAACCGGACUAGAGCGUGUAAAUUAAGUGUUAAUUAAAAGAGACGUUGUUACGGCAA